AUGUUCAGAAAUUCAAAGAGUAAACUCCUGAGUAUAUUCUGUUGCGUGGGCGCGAAACCUCUACUCAUAUGGGGCACCCAGGUUAGGAAUGGACACAUACGGAGAGUGUUAGAUGAAGACACAAAAUCUUUGGUGUUACACAUUGAAGGGAGGAAUGUGGCGACAACAUACAUAACGUGCCCUGAAGACAAAUCAGAGUCCUUGGCUAUUGGUUUACCUUUCCUUGUACUUGUUCUUAAAAACCUUAAGAAGUAUUUUUCUAUUGAAAUAACGGUGCUGGAUGACAGUAAUAUGCGGCGGCGAUUCCGUGUGAGCAACUACCAGUCGGCAACCCGUGUGCAGCCAUUUUCGGCCACAAUGCCCAUGAGCCUCAACCCCAACUGGAACGAGGUCCGCUUCAAUCUGGCCGACAUCACGAGGCGAGCCUACGGCACCGCCUACGUCGAGACAGUGCGCGUCCAAGUGCACGCCAACUGCCGACUUCGGAGAAUCUACUUUUCCGAUAGGCUCUAUGCAAAUGAUGAACUGCCUAAAGAUUACAAGUUACUCAUUGAACCUCUGCAA
Molecule: messenger RNA, 564 nt
Organism: Schistocerca nitens (vagrant locust)
Lineage: Eukaryota; Metazoa; Arthropoda; Insecta; Orthoptera; Acrididae
Product: cilia- and flagella-associated protein 20-like
Exons: 4
Biological process (GO): positive regulation of cell motility; regulation of cilium beat frequency involved in ciliary motility; cilium assembly
Cellular component (GO): motile cilium; ciliary basal body
Source: RefSeq, a predicted model, not a curated record